Volvox carteri f. nagariensis is the source of this 1062-nucleotide messenger RNA. RefSeq lists its product as uncharacterized. Gene Ontology annotation, biological process: methylation. Gene Ontology annotation, molecular function: S-adenosylmethionine-dependent methyltransferase activity; O-methyltransferase activity. The record is from RefSeq and is a predicted model, not a curated record. NCBI's taxonomy places the organism in Eukaryota, Viridiplantae, Chlorophyta, Chlorophyceae, Chlamydomonadales, Volvocaceae. The coding region runs from base 1 to 1062 and encodes 353 amino acids. The transcript is spliced from 4 exons.
AUGGGUGGUAUUACGCCCGAUCCAGCGCCAGUCCUGGGAUUACUGAACGCCUUUCGAUCGUCACAAGCGCUUUUCGCUGCUGUCGAUUUAGCGAUCUUUGAAAUCCUUAAAACAUCGAAUUCACCUUUAUCGUUGCAACUGAUUUGCGAAGGCGUGGCUUGCCGUCGGGGCCAAAGAGUCUCGGAGGAUGGCCUGGAUCGGCUUUGCCGCACAUGUGUAGCGCUUGGCCUCCUCGAAACACCGUCACCUGGUCUAUACUCUUUAACCCCGCUCGCGGAGAACUAUCUGGUGACGAGCUCCUCUACAUCACUUGUUGGCUACUGCACACACUCCGCACGGGUCGUAUGGCCUCUAUUCGGCGGGCUGUCCUCCGCCGUCGCCUCCGGCAGCCAGGUAUGGCAGCAGAUCUUUGGCCAGCCCGGCUCCGACGUCUUCGCGCGGAUCUACUCCACACCCGCGGACGUGCUGCGCUUCCUUAGUGGAAUGCAUUCCUUCGCCACUCUGUCGGCGCCAUCGGUGGUUACCGCCUUUGACCUGUCCUUCGCGACCAGCUUGGUGGACCUAGGCGGGGCGACGGGCGCAAUCGCGCGCUCCGCGUGCGAAUCGUACCCGGGGCUGCAUUCAGCUGUGGUAGUGGACCUGCCGCAUGUGGUGGCGGACGCGCGCGCGAAUUUCGCGCCGCCGCCGGGUGGCCCGUGCGAUGGCCGGCUGAGCUGGCUGGCUGCGGAUUUCUUCACCGAGCAGGACAACCAGGUUGAUGUGGUGGUGCUGUCCCGCAUCCUGCAUGACUGGGACCUGCCACGCUGCCAGCAGCUGCUAGCGCUGAGCCACCGGCUGCUGCGACCGGGGGGGGCAUUGCUGGUGGCGGAGAUGCUGCUGGAGUCCGACAGAAUGGGACCUCUGCCGGUGCUGCUGCAGGAUCUCAAUAUGUUGUGCCAGACUCACGGCCGGGAGCGCAGCGCCGCCGAGUACGAGGAGCUGCUGGGGGCUGCUGGCUUUGUGGAUGUGAAGGCACGCAAGACGGGGAGUUACCUGGACGCGGUGCUGGCACGCAAGCCGUGA